CCGCUGGCAACAAAAGUGAGUACACCCCUAAGUGAAAAUGUCCAAAUUGGGCCCAAUUAGACAUUUUCUCUCCCUGAUGUCAUGUGACUUGUUAGUGUUACAAGGUCUCAGGUGUGAAUGGGGAGCAGGUGUGUUAAAUUUGGUGUCAUAGCUCUCACUCUCCCUCAUACUGGUCACUGGAAGUUCAACAUGGCACCUCAUGGCAAAGAACUCUCUGAGGAUCUGAAAAAAAGAAUUGUUGCUCUACAUAAAGAUGUCCUAGGCUAUAAGAAGAUUUCCAAGACCUUGACACUGAGCUGCAGCACGGUGGCCAAGACCAUACAGCGGUUUAACAGGACAGGUUCCACUCAGAACAGGCCUCGCCAUGGUCGACCAAAGAAGUUGAGUGCUUCUCAGCAUCCAGAGGUUGUCUUUGGGAAAUAGACGUAUGAGUGCUGCCAGCAUUGCUGCAGAGGUUGAAGGGGUGGGGGGUCAGCCUGUCAGUUUGCUGAAGACAAGCAGACUAAGGACAUGGAUUACUGGAACCAUGUCCUGUGGUCUGAUGAGACCAAGAUAAACUUAUUUGGUUCAGAUGGUGUCAAGCGUGUGUGGCGGCAACCAGGUGAGGAGUACAAAGACAAGUGUGUCUUGCCUACAGUCAAGCAUGGUGGUGGAAGUGUCAUUGUCUGGGGCCGCAUGAGUGCUGCCGGCACUGGGGAGCUACAGUUCACUGAGGGAACCAUGAAUGCCAACAUGUACUGUGACAUACUGAAGCAGAGCAUGAUCCCCUCCCUUUGGAGACUGGGCCGCAGGGCAGUAUUCCAGCAUGAUAACGACCCCAAACACACCUCCAAGACGACCACUGCCUUGCUAAAGAUGCUGAGGGUAAAGGUGAUGGACUGGCCAAGCAUGCCUCAAAACAGCAUCCUCAAACGGAAGGUGGAGGAGUACAAGGUCUCUAACAUCCACCAAUUCUGUGAUGUCGUCAUGGAGGCGUGGAAGAGGACUCCAAUGGCAAACUGUGAAGCUCUGGUGAACUCCAUGCCUAAGAGGGUUAAGGCAGUGCUGGAAAAUAAUGGUGGCCACACAAAAUAUUGACACUUUGGGCCCAGUUUGGACAUUUUCACUUAGGGGUGUACUCACUUUUGUUGCCAGUGGUUUACAGAUCAUUGGCUGUGUGUUGUUAUUUUGAGGGGAUGGCAAAUUUACACUGUUAUACAAGCUGUACACUCACUACUUUACAUUGUAGAAAAGUGUCAUUUCUUCAAUGUUGUCACAUUAAAAGAUAUAAUCAAAUAUUUACAAAAAUGUGAGGGGUGUACUCACUUUUGUGAGAUACUGUAUAUAAUCAUGCCAUAGUUUCCUAUGUACAUGUUAACUAGAGUAAGAUUACAAUAACCAGAGGUUUAGACUUCUCCCUAUUUAGACUUGGUCGAUCAACUUUAUGUUGUCCUAAACGGGUAUUUCAUAUUGAGCCUGUACACUCUAAGUACACUUAACUUAAUGCCAAAUUGUUAGCCUGUACUAACCUGGUUGCAGAAUUGCUCUAACAAGGACAAUAAUUUCAGAAUAAUUCAGAAUAUAAUCAAGUCUAAUUUACUUUACCAGGUAUGAAAACAUCAAAAUCCAAUACUACUAUUGAUAAUAAUAAGAAAGAAUUACAUGCAACAUUACAUUCCAAUCAAAUCCAAAACUUAAUAAUACAACAUAAGAGAGACAACACUUAGAUACCUGGUAGAGAAAAAACUACACACAGUGAUCGUGUGGGAGAUCUGUCUACAGAUUCCCAGAAUCUUUGGCCAGCUCUCCCCUAAAUACCCAGAUGCUCUGUGGGUCCACCAAAAGGUGCUGUUUGUGAUUAUAAUUUGAUGUCUGUGGAAGGAUGUACCUAAUUUACAUACAGGAGGUAAUUUGAGUGAGGGACCUUGUGAGGGUAUGCAUUUAACAGCAUGUACUAUUUUUAUUUAAACUGCUGUUGAGGGAAUGAGACCAUAUUUUCCAGUCACACUGAGACCUUUUGUAAAAUACUGUAUAGGUGACAUCUUAUGUAAUGUAUAUAGACCUUGGGUGUGUUUAGGGUGAUCUUGACACAGAGAAAGAAGAGUGUGAGGAGAGGUAGGAGGAAACAGUGUAGUGACAAUUUCCUGGUCUCUUCUCAGCAUGAUGUACUAUCUCAGGUGUGGAUGCUAAUUCUGUGGGAGAAAGAUUGAGUAUUUGUUCUCGAAGUAGUCCUUUGUCCUCAGAGAGUGGUUCUCUCUAGGUUCAGACAUCUUGGCACCAGCCUUACAUUCUCUCAAUCAUCCAUUCACUGGUGAAAUGGCUUGGAAUCACUUCAAUAUAAUUUUUGACAUACUGAAAUGGUGUAUUAUACAAAAACUGUGGUGUUUUUAAACAUUCUUUUUGAUCUUUCCUAAAUUGUUUGAUACCAAUACCAUCUGAUUGUGUAAGACACAACGCUUUAGUCACGACUCAUAAAUGUUUUAACUGUAUAUGGUUUAGGUUGGUAAUAAAUUGAGACUUGAUCCACUGACCUUUUCACGUAUAAAUAACAGACCUUUUUUGCACUCAGAUUUCAUUUAACACUGGUGAGAGAAAGGGAACAGACAUAAGGCAGAUUUUACUGGCAAGAAAAGACAAAUUGAGGAGUAGUUCAGAAAGUACAUACUACUUUACUUUUCUAAGGCAUUCAUUGCACUAUUCAUCCCAUAAAGUUGAACAGCAUUUUAUGAAUUAUAUCAUUUAGAGUGUUGUGUUCCUACAGCAGAGAGGUUUACUGAAGUACGCAUCUGCAUUACACGUACCAGUUAAUCUGGGCGAACUGAAAAAGCUGACCUCCCUGAAAGUUAAUGUAUAAUUCACACACUGACUAGAGGAGAGAAUCAGUAGAGUAACAAGAUGUUAAAUGUUAAGUUGUUCCUCACUGUUAUGAAUUAAAAAGUGUCUAAUUAUUUGUUAUAGCUGUUCUCAUUUAUAAGCCAAUUAACUUUUGUUGAUUAAUUUAUAUGAAUCAUUUACUAUUAAAAUAUUAAGGAUUUGUUUUAGCCUUUUUGUGUGUUUUUACAAAAAGAAUUUUCCAUGUUAACAGUAGGUAUUUAAAGUCUUAUUUCAUUAAAUUAGUAGUUUCAGGUUUUCAAAUGCUGAAAUUCUGAUUGAUUGCUUCUCAUCAGCAAUGAAACAGGUGUGUCACCUUUAUCAGUAAGCCUUGCAUAUCAGGGAUUAUCUUUGUUUUUGUCUGCAGAUUAAAUAUUAAUGUUUUUGUAGUAGCUUGUAGUUCCACUUCCCAAUAUUUCCCCAUCUGUGCAAUUCCCUUUCCCUUACAUGUCAUCAUGUAUAUCCCGCAUCACUUCCUAUGUCUAUCUCAGUCUCGCUAUCCAUCUCUCACUCUGUGGAGGCCUGGUGGUGUCCCCCUCACACCCAGCAGGAAUCAGCAGGCAAGUAUAAUUCUGUUAUGUAACCAUUGACUUUACUACAACAUGGACCACAGUGGGGGGUGUUUGCCACUUGCAUAAGGACUCUUGCCAGUUCGGGGACAGAUAACACUGCAGGAUAUUUUGGAGCAUGUUGUACCAAGUCUAUUUGUGGUUUUAUGAAAACAUCUCCACCGGGAAAAGCUCAAAAAGGGAAACCCAAGCAGGACAGUUCCUAUAACUACUUUCAAACACAACAUAAGGACCAUCAUCACACUUAACUCCCCAGUUCCUAUGACACUGAGGAAUGGAAUCAUGGGAAUUCAGGUGGAAAAACAGCACCCACACACCACGGUGAUAGAAAUAGUGCGUCUCAGUGGUGUUCAUCACUUGAUCAACAAAACGGCUGCCACAUGAGGGACAGACUAAAGGGAUCUUGCCAUAAAAAGUAGAACUAGGGCUGUCACCAAAUGUAGACCACUAAUAUGGUGAUAUUGAUCAUAUCAGUGUAAAGAUAUCAAUCUAGCAGACACCAUUAACCAAAGAGAGACAAGUACAAGCCAAGCAUACAAUGAAAGCCAACUUUAAUAGAAAGUGCUUUAUGAAUGUUUUCUUUUUCAUGAACAAUGCAAUGAUGCCCAUCGAUGUACAAUAAGAAGCAAAGAAUUACAGUAUUUUGUAGAGCAAACCAUCAUGUAUCAUACAAAGAUGGAGGGGUAUUGCUUACAAAGGUGUCAUGGAGGAGAGUCCAGGGAGAUGCAUGCACAUGCGGAACACACCAGGGAAACAGACUCAAGCAAUAGGAAACGCAAGGGAACCAGGACAACCAGAAACUCAGAAGACAAGGACACGCUAAACAUGAACAAAAACAAACGUGAGACCCACAAACAUAACCUGUCUUGAAGCAAUGCUCCAGCAACUAAGGAGAAAAAACCAGGGAACUUAAAUGGAGCACUAAUCAAGCAGGGAAAAUAACAAACACAUGAGUAUGGUUAGACAGGAAAUGAGGGAGACAACAGAAGAAGUUCUGCAAGUACAGUCAGGGUACCCUCUAGUGGCCAAAGGUGGAAUUGUCCCUCAUGGGCAUGACAAAAGGUCUUACUAAACUAACAUGACUGAUGAAUGAGGGCACACGGUGGGUUAGUGGUUAUCAUGUUUGCCUCACACCUCCAGGGUUGGGGGUUCGAUUCCCACUGUGUGUGUAGUUUGUGGAAACCCCUGUGCUGUGGGGGUUUCCUCCGGGUACUCUGGAUUCCUCCCCCAGUCCAAAGACAUGCAUGGUAGGCUGAUUGGUGUGUCCGUAGUGCAUGAAAGGGUGCAUGUGAUUGUGCCCUGUGAUGGUUUGGCACCCUGUCCAGGGUGUACCCUGCCUUGUACCUGAUGCUCCCUGGUAUCCCAGCUAACCUAGUUAGCGAUCUACAAUGGUGAUGAAAGAUUAAGUUUUGUGAGAUGAUCUGUUUGUGCAGGGUGUACAGAUGAAGAGGUGAGAGAGCUGGAUUAUAGCAUUCUCUUUAAACAGAGAUAAAGCAAGGGUUAAUCCCAUUGUCACCACUAUCAGCAAGUAGUUAAAUGUCAUUAAUAACCAAAUUAACAAAAGAGACUAAAGUAAAGAAAUAGAUCACUGUUGAGAAAAGAAGUUUAAACCAAAAAAAGGCAACUUAGAAGUUAAUCAUAAAAUAAAUAUCACAUAUUGUAAAUCAGUGAAAAGAUGAACCAUGAAAUUAAGUCGAUUUGGAUUUUAUAAAGUUAGUUACUACCCAUUUUAUAUUAGAUGUAGAAUGAAUUUACACAUAAGUAGUUCAUAGAAGAAUUAUGUUAGCUACUAAUAAAAUAACAUUAAUUCAGCCCAUUGUGAAUGAAAAUAAAACUGCAUGAAGAUUUAACAUUAUUGGCUUACUGGUUUUCCUCUCUACUGAUUUUUCCAAUAUUUCUAGAUAGAAAUAAUCAUAUCAUCACAUAAGUGUCAUCACAAACUCUUCCGUGCUCAUGUUACAUGUUUUGAUUUGCAAACGGUUAUAACAUUACAAUAAAUAUGCUGAUAUGCUGAUAUGACGUCGCCUGGUGACUUCUAGCCACUUUUUCUGCAUGCAUUAGAUACUCUCUCCUGUUAAGAACAAUAGCAACACUGUGCCCAUAGUACAUAUUACCGCUCAUAUGGCUCAUGGGGCACAUAGUCAGACUAGUCAUACACUAAUAGUACAGCACUGAUCAUACAGCGAGACAGUACACACUACGAUAACUGGAUUGACCUUAAACACACUCGCGCGCGCACAUUGGAUUUUAUAAAGUUAGUUACUACCCAUUUUAUAUUAGAUGUAGAAUGAAUUUACACAUAAGUAGUUCAUAGAAGAAUUAUGUUAGCUACUAAUAAAAUAACAUUAAUUCAGCCCAUUGUGAAUGAAAAUAAAACUGCAUGAAGAUUUAACAUUAUUGGCUUACUGGUUUUCCUCUCUACUGAUUUUUCCAAUAGUCACUACUUAUAUAAGUCCAACUUAAUCACUUUUUAACCAGGAAUGUUGAAGGUCUUCAUAUACUUUCUGCAUAACAAAAUUUGCAAGGGUUAGAGGCUCACAUACUCUGUGGUUUUGUUUUGGCUGUCGUGUAACGAAUACUCCAAUCACAGGCUUUGUCACGCAGCAUGUUUUUCCACACAGUUCGCCCAGCUGCCAUGUGCGCAACAUGCCGAUUGAAGCCUCCGCACAAUGUCUGUGGUUGUUUGUUUUCUCUGCAAUUAUAUCAUAUUGUUCUCCAAAGCCACACAAAUGUUUCCACAAGAAGUACGGCCUUUAGCCACUCACAUCAUUGGCACUGCAAAUCACAUUUGGCUACACAGUGAGAGGUAAUGUGCUAGAUGUAAUUGAAAACCACUCAUUGGAGGAUAAAUUUGAAUAUAAAUGAAAUAAACAUGUCAGAUGACUUUAUAUAAUUGAUAUGAACUAUUAGCUAUAAACCAUAAACUAUUAGGCAUUUUGUGUUUUAUCAGCCUCAUAUAUGCUUUUCAAUACAUUUUACAUUUCUAAAUGUUUUCUGUGGAAAAAAUACCAUUGUUCCCAAAACCAAUCACUGAUCACCAUCUUUUCCAACAACCAAUCACUGAUCCCCAUUGUUUCUGACAACCAAUCAAUGAUCACCAUUGUUCCCAACAAUCAAUCACUGAUCACCAUUGUUUCCAACAACCAAUCAAUGAUCACCAUUGUUCCCCCAAUCACUGAUCCCCAUUGUUCCAAAAACCAAUCACUGAUCACCAUUGUUCCCCAAAAACCAAUCAGUGGUCACCAAUGUUCCCAACAACCUAUCACUGGUCACCAUUAUUUGUUCCAGCCACACACUUUUUGGUUCUUCAGUUUAAACUAUAUUCUUGUUUAUAUUUCCAAGUAAUUAAAAGCAAGGCAUUCCUUCCAGAAUGUUUUUCCCUUCAUGUCUAUUUCCUGAAAUCUCACCACCACAGCUUCUUUUGUCCACAUUCUAGAUAGAAAUAAUCAUAUCAUCACAUAAGUGUCAUCACAAACUCUUCCGUGCUCAUGUUACAUGUUUUGAUUUGCAAACGGUUAUAACAUUACAAUAAAUAUGCUGAUAUGCUGAUAUGACGUCGCCUGGUGACUUCUAGCCACUUUUUCUGCAUGCAUUAGAUACUCUCUCCUGUUAAGAACAAUAGCAACACUGUGCCCAUAGUACAUAUUACCGCUCAUAGGGCUCAUGGGGCACAUAGUCAGACUAGUCAUACACUAAUAGUACAGCACUGAUCAUACAGCGAGACAGUACACACUACGAUAACUGGAUUGACCUUAAACACACUCGCGCGCGCACAUACGCGUGCGCACAACAUCGCACUAAAAGCACUGACAGCCAGUGCACAGAGGGGGCGUGGUUUCCCCAUGCUCUGAGUGAGAUUGCAGCUCUGCUUACUGUGCCAAUAAAGAAGACAGGAGGUGGGAGGCAUGGCCGACCAUCCGCUACAACUGCUUCUCCGGACUCUGACCUAUAUGCAAUAAUGCACAGGCAUUGCGAGGCAAACAGGACAUCUCCAGGUUGCACAGCUGCGCUUUCAGGCUGGAAACAAGGGACAAACUCUGUCACCCCCAAAAAGCUCAUCCAGACAUCUGUUGCCACCCAGUUUAGCGCCAAGACAUCUUACUCUGAACGUCUAUGGUGACACCAUUUGAACGAAGAGGAGCUUUUGAUGUUUAUUCAGUCCAAGGACACCAAUACCAAGAAAAACCUCUAUGAAGGAGUGAUUCUGAUAUUCCACAUUAUAUGCAAAUUACAAAAGACAGAAGAGGAGCAGCUUUUACAAUCAUGAUCGAAAGUAGUUUACCAUAGCAUCACUUUUCAUCAUGAAUUAAAGUUGAUCAGUCAUUCCAGGAUCACUGAAUUUCCAUAGCUAGUGCUUAGAGGUCCCAGAAAACUAUGUUCUUCAUUGGCCAUAUAGUGUCUGUAAUGAAUCUACUUUAUCUAAGGUUUAUGAGGUAGUCUCCAGGUGUGGCAUUCUAGCAGAGACCCUUUCCACAUUUUAUGGAGGUCUCACAUAGACAGCUGAACACUGGGGAGCAGUCAGGAGGUCAAGAACACCUUCAUGAACCUCAAUAUGAGUCUGGUCUCAAUAACCCAAAACCAACCACAGCUCGCUCCCAGCAGCAGCAUGGACCCUCUCAUCCCAGACAGACAAAAAGACUUCGUCAUGAGAGAAAGCGGCUCCGGCUUCAGAAAAGAAAUGUUCAGGAAGCAGAAACUCUUGAGGGGGGCAAGUCAGAAUGGGCUUCUAGAAGUUCUGAAGAUAUGGACAUUUCUGAUAAAUGCCCUGAGACUUCAACUUCAUCAGUGUCAAUGCAACUUUCCAUGGAGGCCCAAGAAAGCACACCAAAACAAAAACGCGAGCGUAAACCUCAAAAGCCAGGAAAGUAUGUUUGCACCUACUGUGGCCGGGCAUGUGCCAAGCCGAGUGUACUACAGAAACACAUACGUUCCCACACUGGAGAAAGGCCUUACCCUUGUGCACCAUGUGGUUUUUCCUUUAAGACUAAGAGUAACCUUUAUAAGCACCGUAAGUCACACACACAUAAGGUAAAAGCUGGUAUGGCCUCAGGUAGACAAGGGCCUGGCAUGAGUUGUCAUGAUGAGCCAGUUACAGAAUCAGACGAAGACACUGGUCAGCUGUCUUCAUCUAUUACUCUUAAAAAUCAAGAGAUGGUAUCCUCUCCAAGAAAUUCUUGCACAGAAAUAGCCCCCGAAGGGCAGUCACAGGGAUUAGAAUACUCUCAUGCGGUCAAAAAGAGGCUAGCUAUGCGGCUUAGCAAAGGACGACGAGCUCCUUUGGGCUCAUCUGAUGAGACCUCCUCAUCAUUUGGGCUAGGGAGCAAAGGCAGCACAGAAUCAGGCUAUUUCUCUCGCUCUGAGAGCACUGAAGUCUCUCAAGACAGUCUGCCAAACACAAGUGCCAAAAGUUAUGCAGAGGUUAUUCUUGGAAAAUUUGGUCGUCUUGGCCAUUUACAGAGAACAGUUCGUCAACAGGAUGAACACUCUGCAGAACAAGAGGGGAGGAGCAUCCCUUUCUCUGUGCCUAAAAAGCAUGUGAUCGAUCACAUCACCAAACUCAUCACCAUCAAUGAAGCUGUUGUAGACACGAGCAAGAUUGAUAGUGUCAAACCCAGAAGGUUUUCUCUUUCUAGGAGGAGCAGCAUUGAGUCAUCUCUUUCUAAAGAUACAAUUCUUCGUAGAGCAAAAGAGAUAGACAUUAGUUCAAAAAGCAGUGGGUCCAUCACUCUUGGUGUCCCUUGUGAGAAAUUUCAACAGCACUCCAGUGUCAGUCAACCAGCUAAUGCUUUGUCAGCUGGUCCUCUUUUAAGAAGUCACUCAUUACCCUCAAAUGCAAGCAUUGAAUCCACUGCUGCCUCAAAAAACUUUCGUCACAGCCAAUCAUUUGAUGAACAACCAGCUCAGAACAGGCGGCAUGGAAUGCUAAGGCGCCAGCCUGCAAUUGAAUUACCCAUUGGUGCUGAAAUUACUACUGAGGAACAGCCCUGUUCCAGCUCACCAUUUCAUUCCUCAGUUUCCAUGGUGUCUGAAUCUAAGCAAAAACAGCUAGAACCAUUUGAGUGUGAAGCAUGUGGAGUUGCUUGCAACAACUGGGAAAAAUAUAAAACACAUAAGAACCACCACUGCCCUGCCCAGCCAUCUCACCCACUUGAAAUUCCUGCAUGUCAAGCUGAAGAGCAUGGGACAAUUCAUAAAACUCGAAUUGGUGGGUUAGCAGUGCGGAAAAGGAGAAAGGAAGAGAGUCUAGAACUUGACGAUCCUGCCUUACCGUCAGCUGCCUUGUCAUCUACCUUUACAACAUCACAAGGAUAUAUUGCAACAUGUGUAAAGCCCACCGUAGAAGCUGUUGUGUCAAUGCAGGCACACGAGAAGGAGAACACUCUAAAAGGAGUAUCAGUAAUACAACACACUAGUUUAUUUAACAAACAAGAACCUUCGACUCACACUUACUUAAAGGAACAGACAACAAAGCCAAACUUCCGUAAGCUUGUUCGCCAACACAAUGUUCAAAUACCAGAAAUUCGAGUAACAGAAGAAACAAAUAUUAACAUGACAGUGCCACUCCAUCAAGAUGCAUCUGAAUAUAAAGAGCCAAAAAAAGUUGAAGAUUUCCAAUGGCCCCAAAGAAGUUCAUCACUGGCCCAGCUUCCCAUUGAGAAGUUGCCACCAAAAAAGAAAAGACUUCGUCUUGCAGAGGCAACCCAGUCCUCUGGAGACUCAAGUUUUGAAUCACUAUCUGUACCUCAUAGUCCAGAUACUCACCGAUAUAGUCAUUCCACAUCACUUGAGGAAUCUGUCAAAAGUGAUGUUGACACAAUGUCUAGAAGGUCAAGAGCUGCUCAUACAUUAACAAUCUCAAGUACUCACCACCCUCACAGAGAAAUGCAACGGUCUGCAUCUGAGCAAGCACCACACAUACCUCAGCAGACAAGCCCCAUUGUUGAGACCAGAAGUAGGUCCUUUGAUUACAGCUGUUUAUCCCCUGAUCGAACACCUGCAGGUUGGAGGGAAAGGCGCAAAUGCCUCUUGAUUAAACAUUCCGCUGUAAGAGAGCCAGAGGAAGAAGAUACACCACCAAAACCAAUUCUUAGUGUUAAUCCUCCAUCUCCAAGUGCAAGCAUUUCCCCUCGACACAGCCCGGACACAUCUCAUUCCUCUGUGCCUUCUUCAUUCCGUAAUGUGUCUUUAAGCAAUACAGUGUGCCCCUCAUUCUCUCAUAAACCUGUUAUACCUUUAACCGCAGUGACUCAUACAGAUGAUCAUACAGUCAUGGAAAAUCUGCACUGCCUGUCAGGUGCUGCAAGAGCUCAUUACUACUCAGUGUCCUCAGGUCUUAAGCUUGAGAUCCCCAUAGAGGAUGAUGUUGGGCAGUCAAAUGCCAGUUAUCAUCAUUACCAUCCCCAUCUUGAUAUUACUCCAAGCCAAGAGCUUUUGAGACCUCCUGGGAUGCAGAGAGUGCCUGUUCGCCUUUGUUCAGACUUACCUUCCAAUGCCAAUUCUGUUUACACUACUCUGUCACAGAAAAUUGUUGCACCAUCUCAGGAUCCUGGCUGCUCUGGUUUAAGAGUAGAAUCUAUAGGAUCUAGCUUUGAUUUCAGAGAUCAACCACCAGCAGCUGAGGGAUCCAAAUCCCCCAGUGCAGGGGGAAACAAAAGGGUGCUGUCCCCAACAAGCAGUGUGGAACUCACCCCUGAUAGUCAACAACAGAAACGGGUGAAGGAACAGGAGGAGGACACAGACAAUGCAAAGAGCAAUACGAGUAGUUUAAUUUCUAGCACAAAAUCAGACUCUCAGUUGUGUAGUAAAAGUAUUGGGGUCCCCAGAAACAAAGAAGAGACUUCAUAUACUUCUCUUGACACAAAUCUUGCAAUGAGCUGGUGCUAUCUAAACUAUGUCAAACCCAAUCCAUGUGUCCAAGAUGACAACCAGAACUCAGUCUAUUCUACUUGGUGCAUAAGCACUCGGAAUCCAAACCCUCCAGGGUUAACAAGCAAAGAUGUACUCUCCCUAGUGUACUGCAAGCAAAGACGUACUUCUUUCACUUACACUACAGCAGCAAUGCCUCCCUCUACAGUAGGAAAACCUGCAGCACCUGACACCAGGGAUCGCAAGGAGGCUGAGGUACAUGCCAUACAGCCCAUAGACCCCACAGAGAUCCAGAAAGCUGAGCUGAGAAAGACAGAAGAGACACCAAAGGAAGAGGGAGAAGAGGAAGCACAGUCUACCUCCAAAUACAAUGAGAUCCUCCGGGUACAAAUCUGUGAAGGAGGUUACAGGUCGAGUGAGGAGUAUGUGUAUGUGCGGGGACGUGGGAGAGGCCGUUACGUGUGUGAGGAGUGUGGGAUCCGCUGUAAAAAGCCCAGCAUGCUGCGGAAACACAUCAGACUGCACACUGAUGCUCGGCCCUACAUCUGCCAGCACUGCAACUUCGCUUUCAAAACCAAAGGGAAUCUAACCAAACAUAUGAAGUCAAAGGCUCAUGGGAAGCGUUGUCCUGAGGGGACCACUCCUGGACCUGUGCUGAGUGAGCCAGACACAGAAGAAGGAGGUGGUGCUGAGGAAAGUUUAAUUGUGCCAGAGGUCACUGAGGAGCACCAGUUCUCAGAUGCUGAGGACACGGAUGAAGAAGAAGACAACAAUGAUCAAGCUGACGAGGAGACAUCGCAAUCCUCUACCUCAUCCCUGAGGAUAUCUGUCUGUAAUGAAGUUCCAGGAUGUCAGUUAGAUUCAGAUCCUGCAGCCUUGGUGAAGACAAAUGAGUCCAGACAGCUGAGUCCAAACACAUCUUCAUAUGUCGAGACUACCACUGCAGCCAGGUCCUAUUCUCCCAUAUGCAGUCUUUCUCCUGGCCUUCAGUUAUCCCCUGUUCAUCCAUGCUCCCCACGACGGGACAUGUCCCCUUUACGCUGUCUCUCUCCCCGGCUUAGCCUCUCUCCAUCUCCCUGCCAGUCCUCUCUUUCCCCAUCUACCCAACCUGUCUCACCUUUCUCGCUAAGACACCUGUCCCCGGUUCGAGCCAUUUCUCCCAUAUGUCCAGUGUCUCCAAGCACUUCACAGAACUCCAGUUUCGGGGUCAGCACCUGCAGACACAAAGAUUUAACAAAGUCUUCAACCAAUACAGUCAAUUCCAAGGGCAAGCUGGAGAAGACGAGUAGAGCUCAGAGAAGAGAGCAUCAGGCCGAGCUGCUCUUCUUCAGGCAUGGGAAGGCCAGGGAAGGCCAACGAGUGCUCAGUCACCUGCCUCUGCAUUCCCAACCUCAGACUCCAAGCUCUAGCCUCAGCCUCAUGAUCCCCAUAGGGGGAAUCCAGAUGGUUCAGAUUCCUACAAUCAGCUCAGGUCUGCACAUGCACCGGUCAAAACUGAACCCCAGCACGACCCAGACAGCCUUAGAUAAGCUGGGCAAGGAGGAAAAAACAAGUAAAUCAAAUGACUUAAUACAAUAUGGGUCUGCCCCUGGAGGACAAAACCAGGAAACUGAAGAACCUGAUGAUAAAAAAAGUGACGCUCUGGGUGCACCCUUGACAACCUGGAAGUGUAUAUCUCAAAGAAAAGAGAGAAAGCGUCAGGAAAGAAAGCCCACACACAUCCACAAAAGCACUACAAUCAAGCAUACCACACAGACGUCUACAGAUAGUGACAUGACACCCAAGAGCACUUGGAAGGAAAAGGCUUCUAAAGUAUCAGAGAGAUCUCUUGCCAAGAGAAGACUCUAAUUCUUUCAGUGUCUGGGCUGGACCAAACCAAGAUGAACCAAGAUGGACGGAAUCAUCGAGCAUCUCAACAUAACAUCUUACCACCAACAUAGUACACAUAGGAAACCUGACCAUUUAGAAAACAAGAUUCAGUGUAAUUGUGUAGAUAUGUAGAUGCAGCAUAUAUCUGUAUGUAUAUUGUUCUCUAUCUGUAUUCUAGACUCAUUUCUAUCUAUAAUUUAUAUACACUGUAAAAAUGAAAAAAAGGUAUGAUUUAUAUUGAUUUAUAUAUGACCUUGUAUGGCUUUGGAGUUUGUAUUUUAUGUGUUUGUAUCAUUUCUAUAUGCAGUUUCUCACUAGAAUAUGAAACUCAGCUAAAUGGUUGUGUCCAUCCAACAUUUUUGAUAUACAUUGUAAGCACGGUAGACUCCAUACACACACACGGUAUUUCUCAAAUAACCAAAACCACUCAACUUGUCAGUAUACUUUUAAAAAAUAAUUUUAAUUAGUAGUAUUGCUGGGUUACAUAUGAGAAGAGGUCUGUAUAGUAUUUUCUUACAGUGCUGUAUUUGAAUAUGGAAAGUUCUUUCCCAUGUAUUCUGUUAAUCAAUCAAUGGCAGAAAAGCUUUUAGUAACAUGAAAUGAGGUAAUAAGAUUAUAUGCAUAUACUAUAAAUAUUUAAAGCGUAUAGCAUGGGUUUAUUGUCAGCUGUGUUUUCUUUCUUUUUUUCCUGUUUGAUUAGAGAAAAUAUGCAGAUAAUGUAUCCUCUGACAUGUUUACCUUUCUCAUUGUCAGCAGAGCUAUGAUUGUAUUUAAGCAGAGAUUAACUGACUGGGCUACUCCUUUUUUUUUUUUUUUUUUUUUUUUUUUGGCUGAUGGUGUUAUGUGAACUUUAUAGCACCAAUGAGUGCCUCUAUGAAGAGCUGUACAAAAUACCUGCAGUUUAAAGUAGCUCAUGUCACUUAUACACACACAGGCACCAGACUGACAGCUAGCUAUGCUUUUUAAAAACAAACAAACAAACAAACAAACAAACAAACAAAAACAAUAGCUCUUGAGAAUUGUUUCUAAUACAUAUGGUUUUGCAAAGAUCACUUGUGGUUGUUUAAAUCACUGACUGAUGACACAUGACUGAUAACUUUUUCGAUUUAAUAUCUCAUCAUGUAGCUAGCCUGGAUGAAAUAUUGGGUGCCUAUAAACAGCAGCAUUACUGGCAAAAUUGGUAAGCAAUAAAACCAUUUCAAAAAUAUGUAUUAAAUUGGGUACUGUCUGAAAUGUUCAAUAUUCCAUUAUUACUCAAAAUGAAAUAAAAUAAAAUAUAUAUAUAUGAGAAUUAACAAAUUCUGUGUGUUU
Molecule: messenger RNA, 14465 nt
Organism: Ictalurus punctatus (channel catfish)
Lineage: Eukaryota; Metazoa; Chordata; Actinopteri; Siluriformes; Ictaluridae
Gene: hivep3a
Product: HIVEP zinc finger 3a
Exons: 8
Coding region: 7899-13133 (1744 amino acids)
Biological process (GO): regulation of transcription by RNA polymerase II
Cellular component (GO): nucleus
Molecular function (GO): RNA polymerase II cis-regulatory region sequence-specific DNA binding; DNA-binding transcription factor activity, RNA polymerase II-specific
Source: RefSeq, a predicted model, not a curated record